Molecule: messenger RNA, 2301 nt
Organism: Rubroshorea leprosula
Lineage: Eukaryota; Viridiplantae; Streptophyta; Magnoliopsida; Malvales; Dipterocarpaceae
Source: the annotation of a GenBank genome assembly
AGAGCAGAGUUAAAAUUUUUUGCUGAGUGAUUUGAGUGCGAAAUUUGCUGAGUGAUUUGAAUAUGUUUCACAUUUAAAAACAUUGGAAGUGAGAUUUAGGUGUAUUUGGGAUUGGGUAUUAAUUUAUUGCCAUGGUUGCAUGGAUGAAGAAAGGGAUGCUCUCCAGCAAAUCAGAAGUUCAAUAAACAGUCCACAGGGAACUGCUUUUUCAAGUUGGUAUGGGGAAGCCUGUUGCCAGUGGGAGGGUGUUGAGUGCAAUCCAUCGACAACUCGUGUCAUUAGGAUCAGCUUUCGCCAUAGGAGGGACCAAAGCUUGCCUGAAUUAUGGUACCCAAAUGCUACCUUAUUUGCUCAGUUUAAGGAUUUGCAAGAACUUAAACUACCUGGAAAUCAAAUUGGGGGAUUCAUUUCACCUAAUGAGCUUGCACGACUUAAGCAGCUUCAGAAGAUUGAUGUCCAUGACAACUCCAUAGAAGUUGGAUCUCAUCUCUGUUGGGGGAAAAUUCCUCCACUUCGUUUCCUAGAUUUGUCAAGAAACAAGUUACAGGGUAACAUUCCAAAAUGCAUGUGUGAGAAUCCCCAUGUCAAAGAGCUCUUUCUGUCUGAUAACUUUCUCAUUGGAAACGUUGACGGAUGCUUGAGAAAUAUGACUUCACUUAAAUAUCUGGAUCUCUCUCAUAAUAGUUUCAAUGGUUCCUUUCCUUCUUUGCCAAUUAGCAACCUAACAAAUAUUCAGUCAGUUAUUCUAUCAAGAAAUGAGUUCAAGGAUAGGAUUUCACUUUCCCACUUUGCAAAUUUAUCGAGGCUAAGUCUCCUUGACAUCUCGUGGAAUUCAUUGGAAGUGGAAACCGAGUCCAUAACUUGGAUUCCUUCUUUCAAUCUUUCCAUGCUAAAUUUAGCUGCUUGCAACCUCAAGACCAUCCCCAAUUUCAUCUCCUCACAGAGGCACUUGGAAUCAAUAGAUUUAUCUUACAAUUCACUGACAGGGAAGAUUCCUUCAUGGAUGCUUGAUAACGUCUCUAAAGAAUUACAGCUAAGCGGCAAUGGUUUCACAGGGCCGUUUCCUAAGUCCUUUCAAAAUAGUUCACAACUUACUAGACUUGACAUCUCUGACAAUACUUUAUCAGGGUCAUUAUCAGAAGAUAUUGGUCUGGAUUUUCCAGAAUUGCGUUAUCUAAAUGCUUCCUGCAAUAGUUUCAUUGGCAGGCUUCCUCCAUCCUUCGAUAGAAUGAAAGAGCUUAUCUUUCUGGAGCUAUCAAGGAAUCAAUUCCAUGGAGAAAUCCCUUAUAGCAUGACAAGCAAUAUGAGCUCCCUUGAAUACUUGGGAUUGUCUCGAAACAACUUGACAGGAGACGCACUUCCAAAUAAUUCCAGCUUGCCUAACUUGAGGUAUCUUUAUCUUGGAAGAAAUCACUUCAUUGGAAUCUUCCCAGAUAGUUUGAGAGAGAGCAGGGAUUUGCUGCUUCUUGACUUGACAGAAAACAGCAUGUCAGGUGGCAUUCCGAAGUGUAUUGACAAUAUUACUUCAUGGACAGAAAACAGUCCUCACCAGUUUCCGCGGCACUCACUUGGAUUAUAUAGAAACAUUUAUUUAGUCAAUGUGAUGGAUCUAUCCUGCAACAGAUUGACAGGGACGAUCCCUGUCCAAAUGACACAACUGGAUUUAAUGCAAGCUCUGAACUUGUCCAACAACCGCCUCACAGGUCAAAUUCCAGCAACCUUUGGAAACAUGAGGCUCUUAGAAGCAUUAGAUCUUUCCCAAAACAAUCUCUUGGGUAAACUACCCCGGGAACUAUCGGCUCUUGCAUUUCUGGCGGCUUUUGAUGUUUCUUUCAACAAUCUAUCAGGCAGGAUACCAUUGGGACCUCAACUCAGCGCCUUUAGUAGUGAAUCUUACAUGGGAAAUUCUGGCCUUUGUGGCAUUCCACUGACUAACAACUGUGAUGAGGUUUUAGAGAAGUCAUCCCCACCUUCUGGCAUUUGUGGCCUACCACUGGAGAAGGAAUGUGAUAAAGUUCUUGAGAAGUCAUCCUGUUUCUUCCCAAAUAAGGCCACCUCAUAUACUCUACUUCUACUGUAUUUAUGUGCGAUUUCUCUUCUUUUUUCAGAUUAAAUGUGUAAGUCUGACUUUCAGAUCUAUUUUUUUGCCUUUCCCCUUACCAAUUCUCCUUGUCGCAGAAAGCGGUGCAGGUUUAUGAAAGAAAGGAUCGUGUAAGCUUGAACUCGUUUAGAGUAAAAAAAGCAAUGUCACAACAUGGGUGUUUUUUUUUUCUCUUUUUUUGAUAAAUUGUGUAGUGUCAU